This is a messenger RNA of Ceratotherium simum simum (southern white rhinoceros), 3329 nucleotides long. RefSeq names its product CNKSR family member 3 (gene CNKSR3). Gene Ontology annotation, biological process: regulation of signal transduction. Gene Ontology annotation, cellular component: membrane; cytoplasm. The record is from RefSeq and is a predicted model, not a curated record. Gene Ontology annotation, molecular function: protein binding. NCBI's taxonomy places the organism in Eukaryota, Metazoa, Chordata, Mammalia, Perissodactyla, Rhinocerotidae.
GAGCUGAAACUUUGUAACCCGAGCGCGCACGCCCUGGCCUGCUCCCUGCCCCGGUGCGACCGAGAGGGAGGCGCGGGAGGUGGGACGCGCGGGCGGGAAGGCUCGGGGACGCCGGCGCACGCGGAGCGGGGACCCCGGGAGAGCUCGCCGCGAAGAGGAGGAGCUGGGCGGGGAGCGGAGCGCGCGGCCCGAGCACCGGAGGAAGUGAUCCCGGCCGUGGCUGCAGAGGAGCAGCGGGGAGCAGCCGGGCCGGGAGGGUCCCGCGCCGAGCGGAGGCCAGGGGGGCUGGGGUCGCAGCCCGGCGUCCCCGCAGCUGCCAUCGCCCAGGAGCAGCAGCUGUGCCCGGGCUCCCGGCGGCGGCGGGGGGAGGAGGAGGAGCUGCCGCUGGACGGUGGCAGCUGGAGGAGGAGCCGCACGGCUGUCCCGUGUGCCGGGGAGAGGGCCGCGCCGCGCUGGCCGAGCCGCGCGGGGAUGAGCCGCUGACCGCGGCCAUGCAGCCUUGACGGGGCGCUCGGGGACCAGCCGCAGGGCGCGCUCUCCCGGGAAGGGGCCGCGGGCGCAGGCAGCAGGACUUCACCGCCGACUCGAGCCCAGCGGGGAGCGAAGCCAUUUACCAUGGAACCCGUGACCAAGUGGAGCCCCCAGCAAGUGGUGGACUGGACCAGAGGGUUAGAUGAUUGCCUUCAGCAGUAUGUCCACAAGUUUGAACGGGAGAAGAUAAAUGGAGAGCAGCUGCUGCAGAUUUCCCAUCAGGAUCUUGAGGAGCUGGGUGUCACGCGAAUUGGACACCAGGAACUUGUGUUGGAGGCUGUCGACCUUCUCUGUGCACUGAAUUAUGGCCUUGAAACUGAUAAUAUGAAGAACUUGGUUCUGAAACUGCGAGCGUCUUCCCACAACCUACAGAAUUACAUAAGUAGCCGUCGGAAAAGUCCAGCUUAUGAUGGGAACACCUCCCACAAGCCCCCCAAUGAGUUCCUGACUUCUGUGGUGGAGCUCAUAGGCGCUGCCAAGGCCUUGUUAGCUUGGCUGGACCGGGCUCCAUUUACAGGGAUCACUGAUUUCUCAGUAACGAAGAACAAAAUCAUUCAGCUUUGCUUGGAUCUGACCACUACAGUCCAGAAGGAUUGCCUUGUAGCAGAAAUGGAGGAUAAAGUUUUAACCGUAGUCAAGGUCUUAAAUGGCAUCUGUGACAAAACAAUGCGAUCUACUACGGAUCCUGUUAUGAGCCAGUGCGCGUGUCUGGAGGAGGUUCACUUACCCAACAUUAAACCUGGGGAGGGCCUGGGCAUGUACAUCAAAUCGACCUACGAUGGAUUGCACGUAAUUACUGGAACCACAGAAAAUUCUCCUGCAGACAGAUCUCAGAAGAUUCAUGCUGGUGAUGAAGUCAUUCAGGUGAAUCAGCAAACUGUGGUGGGAUGGCAGCUAAAAAAUCUGGUGAAAAAAUUGAGAGAGAAUCCUACAGGAGUCGUGUUACUGCUUAAGAAGCGUCCCACGGGUACUUUCAACUUUACUCCUGCUCCCCUGAAAAACUUACGGUGGAAGCCGCCUCUUGUGCAGACCUCGCCUCCCCCCACGACAACCCAGUCCCCUGAAAGCACUAUGGAUACCUCACUGAAGAAGGAGAAACCAGCCAUCCUGGAUCUGUAUAUUCCUCCUCCACCAGCAGUUCCCUACUCCCCCCGGGAUGAGAACGGAAGUUUUGUUUAUGGAGGAUUCAGUAAGUGUAAACAACCAAUGCCUGGUCCUAAGGGUUCAGAGUCCCCCAAUUCCUUCUUGGACCAGGAAAGCCGAAGACGGAGAUUUACCAUUGCUGACUCGGAUCAGUUGCCUGGGUAUUCGUUGGAAACCAACGUUCUGCCCACAAAAAUGAGAGAGAAAACACCAUCUUAUGGCAAGCCCCGGCCGUUGUCCAUGCCUGCCGAUGGGGGCUGGAUGGGGAUUGUAGACCCUUUUGCCAGACCUCGAGGUCAUGGGAGGAAAGGUGAGGACGCCCUUUGCCGGUAUUUCAGUAAUGAACGGAUCCCUCCGACCAUCGAAGAAAGCUCCUCUCCUCCCUACCGUUUCUCAAGACCCACAACGGAGAGGCAGCUGGUCCGAGGCGCAGACUACAUCCGAGGGAGCAGGUGCUACAUCAAUUCAGAUCUCCAUAGCAGCGCCACGAUUCCAUUCCAGGAGGAAGGGACCAAAAAGAAAUCCGUCUCCUCGGCAGCCAAGUCCUCGUCUACGGAACCGUCCCUGCUGGUCAGCUGGUUUACUCGCCUGAAACUGUUGACUCACUGAGCCCCAGCCUUCCCGGACCCCUCACUGGCUCUGCUACCAAGUGCCUUUCUUCUCCAGCUGACAACCUGUUCUGAUUUCAUCCACAGUAUUAUGUAGCGACCUUAUACAAUUUCAUUCUUUUUCAAGUUGCAUACUGCCCUUCUUGGAAUUUUGAAGUUUGGGUGGGAACAAAUCCAGAGGAUCUUAGAUGCUGGUUUGUGGAGGCAAAAGGAGAGAAAUGGAUAGAGUCUGCUUCUCUUGCUUCCUUAGAGUCAGAACAUGGAGACACACUCUGUAAACUGGAGCCUCGCCAGGAAUGUUUUGGUCAUUAGAAGGAACUGGGGCAUUGUUUGUUUUGGGGGUGGGACUAACAUUGGUGGUCGUUGUCGCACAGAUGUGUCGGUUUGUGGUCCAACUUCUUCACCUGAAAAGCUAGUGGAGAAAACAUUUUUGUUUUGAUUUUUCAAGCUGUAUACCGUAUUUGUAAGUGUAGCAGCUUUGACUUUGAAGUAACAUGGGGCAAGUGUCUGAUUUUCUUUCAAAGCAAAGGUUUAAGUAUAGACCUGUUACACUUGGUUCAUCCCCUUUGCAUAACAGUCUCAGUAUAGGUCAGUUAACACAGAAACACAGGAACACGUUUAGAUAGGGCCUAUUACACACCAAGAAGUUUAUGGUUAUUUGUGAGGGGUGUCUUUGUUAUUGUUAUAUAUUAUUAUCUUUAAGGGGAAAGAAAGAUUUGUAAGAUUUGCUGACAGCCAAAGUGUCAUUCAGAAAAAUGAAGCAACAAUACUUAGGUUUAUGAGAGAUACAUCAGUUUGCAUUUUGAUCUGUUCAAUGUCUAUCUUCCAGAGAAGAACGGACAGUUCUUCAAAAUUUUACACAUUUUGCUAAUUAGAAAUAUCUUGGCAAGUCUCACGGUCACUAAUUUUCAACUAGCAUCAGGUAUUUUGGAAAAGUGUGUCAGGAUAUUAACUCUUGUUUAAACUGAAUGUAUGAUAUUUUGUUAGAAUGGAAAAGUACUAUCUUGUUAAUUUAAGUGUUUUAAAUAUAGUUGUAUAUUUUUCUUA